Molecule: messenger RNA, 543 nt
Organism: Mucor mucedo
Lineage: Eukaryota; Fungi; Mucoromycota; Mucoromycetes; Mucorales; Mucoraceae
Exons: 2
Coding region: 1-543 (180 amino acids)
Source: RefSeq, a predicted model, not a curated record
AUGAAGUCUGUAUACUUAAUUAUUGCGGUAUUGUUUGUUUCGAUAUGUGUAGUUUUUGCACAAGAUCCUUCCUCUAUUGUUGCCACUACACCUGUUGCAGCCACAUCCGAGGCUGCUGCCACUCCAAUUGCAACGACAGAACCCCCGGUUGCCGUGACUACAACAGUUGCGGAAACAACUACAGCUGCUGCUGUUACUACAACAGUUGCUGUCACUAGCACUACAGAUGCUGCAACUGCUUCUCCUUCGACUACUGCCAUAGCCGGUGAUUGUUUGUCUGCUGAUGCUUUUUCCACCACCGAUUACUUUCCCAAUAAGCUUGAUUUGACUAAACUUGAUGCCUCUGCUCAAUUUAGCGUGACAUAUUCAAAUACUUAUAAACUGGUACAUAAUAUCGCAUUAGAUGAAUACUAUGUUCUUUACUGUACAAAGGCACAACCUGAUGUUGGAAAGACUUUCCAAUCCAAGACUUUUAUUCAAAUCCCCGUCACUUCCUUUGCCGCAAUUGACACAAGAGCUCUUGGCUAUCUUGAUGUACAGUAA